UUGGCCGUGCUAUUGAUGCCCUCCAAACCCCCACCAGCCCCCCCUUCUCCUUCCCUCUUCUUUCUUUAUCCCUUGCACCCAUCCUUUCUUUUCUGCCUUGCCCCCUGGUUCCUUAUCCUCCUCUUCAGACCCUUCCCCUCUUGCAGUCCUGAAGGAAGACUUCUCUACUUGCAAGUGGUCCGACUCCAGUCUCACAGUCCACACAGACCUCCUUUGGAUCCCUGUACAGAUGCUCAUCCUGCCGUAAGGGAAUUAAGGAUAUUUUCUUUCCUCUUUCUCCUCCUGCACCCAUCCUCAACCAUGCGUCGUCCACCCAACCCUCUCUUCCUCCUCCUCCUCCUCCUCCUCUUGCCCUGCCUAGAGGCAGCAAAGAAGAAAGGCAAGCCGAAGGGUGACGGCGAGAGCCUGCCUUCUGGGGAACUGAGCACCAAGGAGGGUCACCGCUGCACCUGGGAGGUGCAAGAAGGCCGCAACAACAACAUCCAGCUCCAGCUCAGCUGCAUCAUCCCUGGUGAGAAGGAAGAGGGCGAGUGGUCCAAGCCCUCGUACACCUGCCAGCUCUCGGGCAAACCUCAGGAGUGCCCUGCCUUCGUGGCCAAGCCAGCGCAGUACUGGAAGCAAGUGGUGGGGAAGCUGAAGAAGCGCUCCAACGCCUGCGAGGGCGAGAAGGUGCUUAAGACUCGCCUGUGCAAGAAGGCGCCGGCCGCCGCCCACAUGAAGAUGGUCGAGCGGAAGGGAGACGGCCAGAAUGAAGGGGGGAAGAAGAAAGGGGCAGGAAACAAGGAGGGGGAGAAGGAGAAGCAGCCCAGGGAGGAGACGAGGGAGGAGGAGCCAAUGCUGGGAGACAGCGACAGCUAUGGUAUGGCGGCGGACGCGGACGUAGCUGAAAGCUACUGCGGAGAGGGCUGGAAUUCCGUUUGUCGCUUCUUCUCCAAGCUUCUAGAUGGCUGAAGACCUUUCAGGAAUUGUCGCUGUCUUAAGAAAACAACGUAACUUUUUAUUUGUUUUUUAUUUAUUUUGUUUUUUUAUGUAUUAAUUACAAAUGUCCUGCAAACAUUUUGUGGACAAUGAAAAGACUAACAGAAACUUUAGAUUCGAGUUACACUGAAGGACCCUUAUCCUACACUUUUCUUUCUUUAAUGUCCUGUCUACAAUUUGUUUAUAAUGUUUCUUGAGCACCAAAAGCAGUCAAAAAUUACGCUCCUAAAUUUCUAAUCUGUGUUUUUCCAUUAGUCAGUGCAUUUUUGACUGAAUUUACUGCACCUGUACUGUACUGUGACUAUUCACUAUUCAUUUGAAACAUCUGGUCGUUUGGCAUUUAUGCAGAGGAGUAAAAACAGCAAAGUUUACUAACCUUUUUUGCAGGAUUUGGGCCCUUUAAUGUUAAGAAUAGUUGUUCUCUUCUCCUGUGUUUUCUUAGGACAGCGACGAAAUCAGCAAUAAAAUCAUCAAAAGAGUGAAGAAGAGGUAGAAUAAUUUGGAAUGGACGAAGAGAAAAAAAAAACAGACAAAUAAAUUAGAGAUAACGAUAUCGAGUACUAUCAAGGAUGUCAGUUCCUGUAAUCUAAUUCGUCCUGUGUAAAGUUCUUAACUCAUUUUCCAGGUAAUUAGCCUAAUGUUGCAGUUGAUGAAGCACAGAAUGAAAGAUGUUCAGAAGGUAGUAAAUAAAUAGUAGAGACACUGUAAAAAAUUCUUACAAACUUACAAAAGUUUGAAUAAUUUUUUUUUUUAUUAAAGUUGACUGAGCAGAAGCUCUUAAUAAUGUCUGAGCAACAAAAAUCGUUUUACGACAAGUCAGCAAGAAAAAAUUUGUGGAAAUGUGGUACCUAGUUUUUUUGUUGUUAUUUGUUUGUUUUGCAAAAUCAAGAGAUUUUUACAGUGUUUGACCAAGUAACUAGGUUUGUCUAAUGCUUUGUACAUCUUUUAUAGACCUGAAUAAACUUACUAUUUGUAUUUA
Messenger RNA from Astyanax mexicanus (Mexican tetra), 1957 nucleotides. It is a transcript of the gene fgfbp3, whose product is annotated as fibroblast growth factor binding protein 3. The coding region runs from base 16 to 951 and encodes 311 amino acids. Gene Ontology annotation, molecular function: growth factor binding. Gene Ontology annotation, biological process: cell-cell signaling. Lineage: Eukaryota; Metazoa; Chordata; Actinopteri; Characiformes; Acestrorhamphidae. The transcript has 2 exons. The record is from RefSeq and is a predicted model, not a curated record.